Molecule: messenger RNA, 837 nt
Organism: Lasiosphaeria miniovina
Lineage: Eukaryota; Fungi; Ascomycota; Sordariomycetes; Sordariales; Lasiosphaeriaceae
Exons: 2
Coding region: 1-837 (278 amino acids)
Source: RefSeq, a predicted model, not a curated record
AUGGCGCCGCCAAAAGGACCUCAGAUUCAUUACCAGCAGAUUCCCACCACGCUCCAGCAACAGCAACAGCAACAGCAACAGCAGCCCCAAAGGCCAAACUUCCAGAUGGCUCUCCUCCCCCCGCCCCAGGACCGCCUGUAUCCCACCUUCGAGGCGCUGCAGGCGGACCUCAAGGCCUUCACCCGGUCGCAGGGCUAUGCCAUCGUCACCCUCUCGUCGCUGAACCGCGACAUCGAGGGCCGCUACCGCCGCUACAACCUGUGCUGCGCCAAGGGCGGCAAGAACUACACGUCGCACAGCAAAGGCCUCCGCGCCGGACGCUCCACCAAGACGGGCUGCCCCAUGCGCAUGAAGGCGGUGCAGGAGAAGGCCUGGCCCUACGGCGACAAGUGGCACGUCAUCGUCCAGUGCGCCGAGCACAACCACGAGCCCUUCACGGGCGAGCCCGGCGUCGUCGUCCCCGCCCAGUUCCGCAAGAUCGAGCAGGACGGCAUGCGCUGGCUAAUUAUCAUGCACCGCGAAGCCCAGCUCAGCCUCCGCCAGCUGACCAUUGGCCUCCGCAUCUCGUUUGGCGAGAAGUACCAGUACGUCAAGAAGAGCGACGUCCGCAACAUGCUCGCCAAGAUCAAGCGCGACGAGGACCGCAAGACUGCCGCCGCCGCCGCCGCCGCCGGUCUGCCCGCCAACCUGCCCUACACCCUGCUACCGCCCUCGCACCAGCCCCCUCCCCCGCCGCUCCAGCACGUCGAGCAGAUGCCGCCGCUGCCCGAGGGCCUGCAGGUGCCAGACCCGGAUCUGGAGUCUGAUGAUGAGGAUGGCGACGACGAUGACGAGUAG